Messenger RNA from Macrosiphum euphorbiae (potato aphid), 477 nucleotides. Lineage: Eukaryota; Metazoa; Arthropoda; Insecta; Hemiptera; Aphididae. The record is from the annotation of a GenBank genome assembly.
AUGCCGCUUGACUCGUCGACGGCGGAAGUGACGAUUUUGGUGCUGUUAUGUUGGACUACGUCUGCUGCAGCCGCCUCCACGGCUAACCCUCACAAACACACGCCGUCGUCUUGUACCGAUCAGACGGUACGCAUCCGGCCGGACAAUUACAUGCGGGGUCUGAUGCACUUUGGCAGGUGUGUCAACGACGCGGGCCCGUACGACUAUGGUUACUACGACGCUCUGCGCCGGAAGUUGGCCGAUUCGUGUCGGGAGUUCACGAACCACCCGGACGUGUUGCCCGCCGCCCGCCGGCUGGUAUACGAUACCGCCAACCUGUACCUCCAACGAAUCGGCCAGACCGUGUACCGGCACGAAAUGGCAAGGGAGGCGCAGACGCCAACCGUUCAGGCGACGGCCGCCGCUACGAAAGCGUGGCCGCCCGCGCAUCGUUUUGUCGUCGUCGUCGCCACCACCGUUACGGUGUUAUACUUAUAA